This is a messenger RNA of Trichoderma atroviride IMI 206040, 3078 nucleotides long. RefSeq lists its product as uncharacterized. Gene Ontology annotation, cellular component: plasma membrane. Gene Ontology annotation, molecular function: calcium-activated cation channel activity. The record is from RefSeq and is a predicted model, not a curated record. Lineage: Eukaryota; Fungi; Ascomycota; Sordariomycetes; Hypocreales; Hypocreaceae.
AUGACCUUCCAGGAGCCCAUCUGGCAAUGGCUUCGAGCGCGCGACGACAACGAAACUCCCGCCGAAGAGCUUCUGAACCUGCUCAAAGAUCCCUUCUCAGGCACACUCGCAUCAGCUUCCGUUUACUCUGCGCUGGGUACUUCUCUCGGCUUCACGGCCAUCGUCGCCCUGUUGUUCUCUUUCCUAAGACCCUACAACCAGGCCGUCUACGCCCCAAAGCUAAAGCAUGCCGACGAGAAGCACGCUCCGCCGCCUCUGGGCAAGAAGCCAUGGUCAUGGGUCCUCCCCUUGAUGAGCACGCAUGAGGAAAAGCUGAUGCAGCAGAUUGGCAUGGAUGCCACCAUUUUCUUGCGCGUUAUGCGCAUGUGUCGCAACAUCUUCGUGAUCCUCGCUGUCGUCGGCGUCAGUGUUCUUAUUCCCGUUCAUUACAAAAUGUCCACACCAGAUUCAAACACUGUCCAAGACUCGACCAGUUGGAUCUUGCAAAUCACGCCCUUGAAUGUCUGGGGUCGCCCUUUGUGGGUCCAGGUCGUCAUUGCUUGGGUCUUUGAUAUUGUCGUCUGCUUCUUUCUUUGGUGGAACUACCGCAGAAUCACGCAGCUUCGUCGCAAGUAUUUUGAGAGUGAAGACUACCAAAACAGUCUGCACUCGCGAACGCUCAUGCUGUAUGAUAUUCCCAAGCAAGGAUGUUCUGAUGAGGGCAUUGCGCGUAUCAUUGAUGGCGUCGCUCCCAACUCGUCUUUCGCGCGAACUGCCAUUGCCCGAAACGUCAAGGAUCUUCCUGACCUCAUUGCGGCGCACGACCGAGCUGUUCGCAAACUGGAAAAAGUACUGGCCAUCUAUCUCAAAAAUCCCAAUAACCUGCCGCCGCGGCCGACUUGCAAGCCCUCCAAGAAGGAUCGUUCGUAUGGAACCUACCCCAAGGGCCAACGACUAGACGCCAUUGAGUACUACACUCAGCGAAUUCGAGAACUCGAGGUGGAAGUCAAAGAGGUUCGUGCCAGUGUUGAUAAGCGAAGCUCCAUGCCUUUUGGCUUUGCCAGUUACUCAGAGGUCGCCGAGGCGCAUGAGAUUGCCUACAUCACCCGCCGGAAGAAGCCCCAUGGCACGACAAUUAAGCUGGCGCCCAAGCCCAUCGACAUCAUCUGGCCGAAUAUGCCACUGUCUAGCUCCACUCGAAGUCGCCGGAGAUGGUUCAACAGUCUCUGGAUCAUCCUUCUCACCUUUUUCUGGAUUGCUCCCAACGCCAUGAUCGCCAUCUUCCUUGUCAACUUGAGCAACCUCGGCAAGGUCUGGAAGGGUUUUCAGAAUUCUCUCGAGUCAGACACCAAAUUCUGGGGCAUUGUCCAGGGAAUCGCCUCACCUGCCAUCACAUCUGGUGUCUAUCUGGCUCUCCCCGUCAUCUUCCGACGACUGUCCAUCAGGGCAGGAGACAAGACCAAGACGGGACGUGAGAGACACGUCAUGGCCAAGCUCUAUUCCUUCUUCGUCUUCAACAACCUCAUCGUCUUCUCCUUCUUCAGCGUCAUCUGGUCUUUUGUGGUUUCCGUCAUCAACGACGCAGACAAGGGCGAGAAUGCGUGGGAUGCGAUUAUCAAGGAGGAUCUUGCCGCCAGUAUUUUCAUUGCCUUUUGCAGAAACAGCCCAUUCUGGAUCACCUAUCUCCUGCAGCGACAACUUGGUGCCGCCAUUGAUCUCGCUCAAAUGUGGCCGUUGAUCAAUGCAUUCUUCACAAAGACCUUUUCUAGCCCUACGCCCCGAGAGCUCAUUGAAUUGACGGCGCCGCCGGCGUUUGACUAUGCCAGCUAUUACUGCUAUUUCCUGUACUACUCGACAGUCACGCUGUGCUUCGCGGGCAUCCAACCACUCGUCCUCAUCGCAACGGCGCUGUAUUUUACCAUUGACUCUUUCCUCAAGAAGUAUCUGAUCUUGUACCGCUUCGUCACCAAAACGGAGUCGGGUGGUUUGUUCUGGCGAGUCAUUUUUAACCGCUUCAUCUUUGGCACCAUCUUGUCCAACGGCGUCUUUUUGUUGACGUGCUGGGUUCGCGGAGACGGAACGCACCUUCAAUUUUUCUGCGUGUGCCCCCUGCCAGUCCUCUUGAUCUUCUUCAAGAUUUACUGUGGAAAUGCCUAUGACGACCGGAUGCGAUACUACAAGACAAGAGGGGCAAUCAGACAGGAUGGCCAGAAUGCUGCGCAAAAGGAGAACAAUCUCCGAAACGAGAAGCUUGCCAGCCGAUUCGGUCACCCAGCUCUGUACAAGCCACUCAUCACCCCCAUGGUUCACCAGAAGGCGCAAAAUCUGCUUCCGUCCGUUUACUCGGGACGACUGACGGAUGGCAGGGACGUGGGCCCUGCCGGCGACUUGAUGAGCGUCAGUGGCUAUUCAGACAUGUAUGCCCUCAAUUCCAUGCAGGGCGGCAAGCCAGGCAAGGCAGCCGAUGGAGUGCCCGGAUUCGAGUACGUCUCAGAGUCUCAGAUGGACUUUGAGUACUACAAGAACCGAGCAGAGUUUACUGAAGAGCACGGUGGUGGCGAGAUUUACGGCAAGGAGCUUGACGGGUACCGGCCCGGAACGCCCGGCUCAUUGGACAGCGGCUCCAGGCCAGGGACGCCAUCCAACCGCCAUGCCACGCCGUUUUCGCCUGCAAACGUGAGACUGCCGCCGCCCCACGAAACAGCCUACCGACCCAGCCCCUAUGGCGAGGACUCAAUCAACAGGCAUCGCAGUCCGCUCUAUUCUCAAGAGAACUCCAGCUCGUCUGGGUUGGUGCACAACGCUGUCGGCCCUGCCAUGGCGCCACCAAUGUCAUAUAGGAAUGUAUCCCAUGAGCGGUCACAGAGCCCUGCUUUGGAAAAGCCCUUUGGAGGCUAUCAAGAAGUACCCCUAGAUCGAGCUCGGAGUCCAGCGGUAGGCUCGCCAGCCCAGACUCCUGGUGUAGGAAUCGGCGGACCUCGAGGAUACGCUGGCGUUCCCCAGUACGAGGACGCAGAAACCCCGGAAGCGGAUCCUAUGCAGUAUAACUACUUCAGAGGGGGAUCUAAAUCGUCAAAGCCUCCUGGACAAGGCUGGUAA